AUGGAUUUAGUUCAUGAAGAUCAAGAUUUUAUGAUUGAUGGUGAUUCUUCUCGUGAAGCUUUCUUUUACAACUCAACUGAAGGGGAGGAUGAUUAUGAAGAAACUGACGAGUCCUACAUUUCAUCACUCAAUUCCGAUACCACUGUAAAUGAUCCUGUUUUGGCGAGUUUCAUAAAUGAACUUUUCCAAGAUUCUUCUGAUCAUUCUGAUAAUAUUAUCAGUUGUCAAAAAUUUUAUCAUUUUAAUCCUUGUUACUAUGAGGUACUACAUCAUGGCAGUCAUAUACAACCAGCUUUACAAAAUAUCGCUCUUAUCGUUGAAUCCUGGCUCACUGAAAAAUUAUCAUAUGCUGCCGAAACUAUUCCCACUUUGGAUGAUUCCCCUCAAAUUUCUCCUAUUCCUAUUUUGGAGGAAUCUCCUCAAAUUUCAGCUGAAAGUGUAAUGACAAAAUUAAAAAUGUUUUUAGAAGCAUUCAAUGGUCUAUCAAAAGUACAUAUAAACAUUCGAGCUGGUCAUGUUUAUUUUCUUUAUAUGACAGACGGUGAGAUUAUAAUAUCCCCAAAUCAUAAACAAUUCAUUCAAGAGUCUGAAGAUCGAAAUGGUACUCUUGCUCCAAACAGAAUUUCACUUAAUCAUCAAUUGACUGAUACUACAACAAUUAAACGAACUGCUUCUUCAGCUGAUGGCCAAAUAUUUUUUAUGUUGGAUGAAUUUCCAACAACCGUAAAUUAUAUGGGGAAUAAUAAUGCACGUUUUUAUAGUGGCACGAGUUAUGCGGGCGAAAUAAUCGUUCAACCCUAA
Messenger RNA from Cetraspora pellucida, 801 nucleotides. NCBI's taxonomy places the organism in Eukaryota, Fungi, Glomeromycota, Glomeromycetes, Diversisporales, Gigasporaceae. The record is from the annotation of a GenBank genome assembly.